AUGAGAGCGGGCCACGAGCGGAGCCAGGAGUGCCUCCCGCCAAAGAAGCGGGAACUUCCCACCGCCAGCACCGGCACCGAGGCAGGACGGGCAGGGGGUGCCCAGGCCUCGGGCAAGGGCCCCGAGUGGGCCCGGACAGCUGGGCCGGGUCCUGCAGCCCUGCGCUAUGGCCCUGGCGAGGCCACAGAAGCAGUGGCGGGGCUGACGGUGGACCAAUAUGGGAUGCUCUACAAAGUGGCAGUACCACCCGCCACCUUCUCCCCCACGGGUCUGCACCCUGUGGUGAACGUGAGCCCCCUGCCCCCUGCCUUCAAUGUGACCUCGCCAAUAAUCCAGCACCCAGGGGUGCCCUACCCUCCCAUCCACUACGCGCAGAUCCCUCCAACAUCCCUACAGUUCAUCGGCUCGCAUUACACAGUGCCCUAUGCUGUCCCUCCUGGCUUCCUGCCUAGUCCUCUCCUGUCUCCUUCCACCAACCUCACCGCCUCUCAUGUCCCCCACUUUGUGCCAUAUGCCUCUCUCUUCACAGAAGAAGCCGCUCCUUCCCCCCAGACUACCUCUCCUACCCACACUUUCAACAAAUCUGCUUCUGCAAUCUCUCCUUCUGGCCAGAUGCAGCACCACGCUGGGACCCAGCCGUUAGAUAUUGCACCAGGUAGAAUUCCUGUUUAUUAUCAGAUGUCCCGCCUCCCACCAGGGUAUUCAGCAUAUGAGACACCUACAGCAGGUGGAAGCCCAGAGUCUCCUCAGCAAGACAGUCAGCUGAGUUCAGAGGUAGCUGCUGCCAAUGGUGGACAGAGACAUCUGGAGCAUAAUGUGUUGAGGAGGACCAGCGAGGCUGUGGACUCUGCCGGCAGUAAAGCUGAAGACUGUCUGCCAGGGGCUGCAGCAGGAUGCGUGGUCGAUGGACAGUUCCUUUCAGGUUACCAGACGCUGGGAACAGAGGUCUCUGUGCCAGCUCACAGAAGCACCCCAGACACUGAUCUGGAGGUUCAGAGGGUGGUGGGGGUGUUGGCAUCUCAGGAUUAUCAUAUUCUGGCAGCCCAGAGGAAAGAUGACGCGAGCCCUUUAAACCUUUGCCAUAAUAUCCCUGAUCAGCAGGGGGAGUCAAAGGACGUGCAGAAGAACACAGUGGAAAGGGCUGCUGCUGAGAAAAGCCAGUCCAGGAGUCCGUAUGUAAUGUCCCCUGAAGAGCCGGUUAGACAAAGACAAUUAACCAAAGGAAUGGUGAUAGCCAACGGCAAGCCAGUCCUGGUUCCCGUUGGAUCUGAGCCCAUCAGGUCUUCCACUUCAGAAACCCUGGUGAGGCGGAGCCCAGAUGCACAGGCUCAAGGAAGUGUGCUUGAAAAAGACCUGGCCCAGCUGCAGCCAGCCAGCUCCUCACACUUGCCCUCUCACUUCAUGAAAGGAGCCAUCAUCCAGCUGGCUACAGGAGAGCUGAAGCGGGUAGAGGACCUGCAGACUCAAGACUUUGUUCGCAGUGCAGAGGUGAGCGGGGGCCUGAAGAUCGACUCCAGCACUGUGGUGGAUAUUCAGGAAAGCCAGUGGCCUGGGCUUGUCACACUGCAUUUUGUGGUUGGGGAGCAACAAAGUAAAGUGAGCAUUGAUGUGCCCCCAGAGCAUCCCUUCUUUGUGUAUGGCCAGGGCUGGUCCUCUUGUAGCCCAGGGCGGACUGCUCAGCUCUUUGCUUUGCCCUGUCACAGGCUGCAAGUGGGCGAUGUCUGCAUAUCAAUCAGUUUACAGAGCAUGAAUGGCAACUCUGCUUCUCAGGCUAACUACCCUCUCACAGAUCAGUUGUUAUCUACUAGGGACAGAUCUGAAAGAACAGCUCAGGGGUCCAGAGAAUCAUCUGACAGAGCUGCUGAAAGGAAUAGCCACACAGACAGGGACACUGCAGCCCAGAGCUCUCAUGCAGAACCCUCUCAGCCUGAGACUGGCAGUCAGCAGAGCUGGACAGCCCCAGGCUUCCAAAGAUACAGCAUGCAGGCAGAGGAGCUUCGGCCCUCUCUGCUCCGUCCCUCUUUCAUUCCCCAGGAGGUCAAGCUGUCUAUUGAAGGGCGUUCUAAUGCAGGGAAAUGAUCCCUAUGAGGCUACGAGCUAGGGCAUCCCCUGUAGGUGAGCCUCACCAUCAGGUGGAGAAAUUGCACAGACUUUGUGACAGGUUCACCAGCAAGGCUGCUUUCUGCCCUGCAGGACUGGAUUUAUUCCAUCCAGUUCGGUGGCUGACCAGUUCCUCUUGGGGAAUCAAGAGGGCUCCAGUGCCUCAGGGAGCAGCAACAGGCUAGCUGGGGUAGAGAACAGGGAUGUGCUCAUGAGCUUGCGAUGAGAGCAUUCCAGAGGUUGGAGGCUGGGGCUUUCUCACACCUCCCUGAAUAACUGAUUCCCUGCAGGGCAGGGUCUAAGCAUUCAGAAUAGGUGGGGAGAUGAGAAGGGCAGACACGGCUUAAGGUAGCAGAUAAAAUUGCUGAAGAUUUUAUUCCUUCUUUCUCAUGAUGGGGAGAGAUGGGUCCCCACUGGAGUUUAGGGGGCUCUAC
Messenger RNA from Gavia stellata (red-throated loon), 2534 nucleotides. It is a transcript of the gene ATXN1L, whose product is annotated as ataxin 1 like. Gene Ontology annotation, cellular component: nucleus. Gene Ontology annotation, molecular function: protein binding; RNA binding. Lineage: Eukaryota; Metazoa; Chordata; Aves; Gaviiformes; Gaviidae. Bases 1 to 2079 code for a protein of 692 amino acids. Gene Ontology annotation, biological process: regulation of DNA-templated transcription; anatomical structure development. The record is from RefSeq and is a predicted model, not a curated record. The transcript has a single exon.